UCUCACUUAAGCGGUAACCUGUCACUGCUCCUAUACAGGGUUUUAUUUCUUGUUACCAGGCAGCAGCUUUGGCUCUCAAGAGGGGCAGCAGGAGGGGCAACGCUGUUCGACCACAGAUGGCCCGGAAUAUGUCUUUCCAACCACCGACCAUGAUCCCUCCGAGGACCAGCUCAACGGGGGUGGCCAAUGACGCCUCUGCAGCAAGGCACAGCACGAGGUCUACUAUCCCCGAAGGCGAUAGGCUGCAUACCAACACUGAGAUGGGCGCUCGACACGUGCGGAACCGAUCCAGUGUAGACGGAACAAAGUACAGGGAUGGGACCUGGUCCCGCAAAAAUGAAAAGAUUUUAAUGGGACCUUACGAUUACCUCUCACAACACCCGGGCAAGGAUGUUCGGAGGCAGCUCAUCCAGGCGUUCAAUGCUUGGUUGCAAGUGCCUCCAGAAAGCUUGGAGAUUAUCAACAAAGUGGUGGGGAUGCUACACACGGCGUCGUUACUGAUUGACGACGUGGAAGAUUCAUCGAUUCUCCGACGCGGGAUACCGGUUGCACAAAACAUAUUCGGAACCGCGCAAACCAUCAACUCGGCGAACUACGUCUACUUCCUCGCUUUGCAAGAAGUACAGAAACUGAACAACCCCGAAGCGAUUGAUAUCUACGUCAAAGAACUCCUCAACCUGCACCGCGGGCAGGGGAUGGACCUCUUCUGGCGCGACACGCUCACGUGCCCCUCCGAAGACGAAUAUCUGGAGAUGGUCGGCAACAAGACUGGCGGACUGUUCCGCCUGGCGGUGAAGCUGAUGCAAGCAGAGAGUACGGGGGACAAGGACUGCGUUGCCCUGGUUAACGUGAUGGGCCUGAUCUUCCAAAUCUGCGACGACUACCUCAACCUGUGGAACCCAACGUACACGAAAAACAAAGGCCUAUGCGAGGAUCUAACCGAGGGCAAGUUCUCGUUCCCGAUCAUCCACAGCAUCCGCUCCGACCCGAGCAACCUGCAACUGAUCAAUAUCCUCAAGCAAAAGACACAGGACGAGGAGGUCAAGCUCUACGCGGUGAAAUACAUGCAGAGCACGGGCAGCUUUGCGUACACGCGACGCGUCGUGCGCGAGCUCCGCGACAAGGCAGAAUCCCUCAUCGAUGAGAUCGGAGGCAAGCAGGCUGGGAAACAGCGCGAAGGCCACGGCGAGGCCGACAUGGUGCGAACAAUCCUCUACAAGAUUGUCGACUCGACCCUGAACCAUGACGAAAAAGACGACCCGCGCUAGACGAUUUCCUAUAAAUUGGAUAAUGGGGCAUUUCGGUCAAACUAGGGGAUUGCUUCACACGUAGGGUAUAACAUGGUAG
Molecule: messenger RNA, 1347 nt
Organism: Penicilliopsis zonata CBS 506.65
Lineage: Eukaryota; Fungi; Ascomycota; Eurotiomycetes; Eurotiales; Aspergillaceae
Exons: 3
Coding region: 117-1268 (383 amino acids)
Biological process (GO): isoprenoid biosynthetic process
Molecular function (GO): prenyltransferase activity
Source: RefSeq, a predicted model, not a curated record